AUGCACGAGAUCAACGUCGCUUUCUUUAGGGAAUACGAUUUCGUGUCGGGUGGUGACAACGGCGUCGGGCCUUUUGGUUCCAUCAAAGACAUAUCGGAGAAGCGAGAAACACACGAGCACGUCGCGUUGCAGCCUUUGCUAGGAUUCAAAGACCAAUGGCACGCUCUGGAUCUCACAAGAUUGGAUGCCCUGUGGAAUCGAGACCUCGAGCGGCUUAAGAAAUCGAGCGACGUCCAGCUCUUUGAAUGCGGCACAUUUGGGCCGACACUCGACGUCACCGCUUUCUUCGAACGGUUCUCCAUCGAUUGGUCCAGCCGGAUGGCAGCUGAGUCGCUGGCAGCAGCCCAAUGGAGAUACAUGCAGCUUGCGUUGGAGAGAAUGGCUGCCGAAGUGUACUUGUCAGAGAAAGGCAUCUACAUGGCACCUCAACCAACUCUAGACCUUGCCUCAAGGGCUAAGCCGAGAGAAGGAAACAGUCAAUCCGCAGUCGAUGACUUGUAUGAAGAGCUACCUUUUUCUCGCGCAGGGUCAGAAAUGACAUUACCGACACCUUCAGCAACACCGUCAUCAUCUCGAGCAACCUCCCAAGUUGCCGAAUCGUUCGAGACGCAAGAGGAAGAUGACACGUCUGAUCGGGAAUGUCCAGCCGUGACGCGCCUGCGUAUGUAUCUUCCAUCAAGCAAGUUCACUCCUCCAGCAAAGCAAGGACAAAGCCGCGUUAUGUCUCUCUGGCCUGAGCAGAGAGGCAGCGACCCCAAGGAUUACAGAUACUCGCGCAAGGGGAAGGGGGCGGAUGGACUUGAACAAGCGGCGAAGCGCAGGCGGGAGAAAGAAGUGGAACGCCGGCGCCGGAGAGCCGAGAGGAAAGCACAGCUAGGGAUUAAGCUCGAGGGCUUUGGCGACUCGCUCAGUCAGGCGCCUGUGCCGGAUGAGGUCCGAUCGAGUCCGCCGCCUCAGAUGUUCGCGAAGAGCCAGGGACAGUAUCAGGGCUUUGGGUUCGGAAGCCAGAGUCAAGCUCAGAGCCAGAGCCAGAGCCAGAACUUCGGUCCUUUCCAGACAAUGUCCCAGCCGAUCCGCGGUGAGUUCGGGACUAGAACCUCCGUGCUCAGAAAGAAGAUCAAGGGGAAGCACAAGGCAAAGUCGGGUUUUAAGUAG
This is a messenger RNA of Diaporthe citri, 1155 nucleotides long. RefSeq lists its product as uncharacterized. Bases 1 to 1155 code for a protein of 384 amino acids. Lineage: Eukaryota; Fungi; Ascomycota; Sordariomycetes; Diaporthales; Diaporthaceae. The record is from RefSeq and is a predicted model, not a curated record. The transcript has a single exon.